Molecule: messenger RNA, 2014 nt
Organism: Cuscuta campestris
Lineage: Eukaryota; Viridiplantae; Streptophyta; Magnoliopsida; Solanales; Convolvulaceae
Source: the annotation of a GenBank genome assembly
GUGUCAUGUGAGGGGUGGCAGCACCCGCCAUUCACUUCAUUAUUUCUCGUCCGCGGCGUUGGAUCCGAGCAGCAACGGUGGGCAUAGCCGGGCUGAAGCUGGCGGCGCUGCGCAUUCCGGCGAGACCGACGGAGAGAGAUAGUUUCGCUUGCGCCACAUUCUGGAGAGCUGGAGUCUGUGCAGGACACCCCAGCCAUUGACCCGCCGGGGAACGGCCAGAUCCGUCACCGAUCGCCGUCCGCGGUUGAGCUCCUGGAGUCACAACCGCACCACAUUCCCAUGGAUCAAAUGGAGAAGGCCAUCAAACGCAACCGCGGCUCGCACGACUCUCUUUCUGACAAGAUCCUGAGAUACCGCGCCAUCCUUCUUCUCGUCUCCGUUCCCCUCCUGCUUAUAGGCUUCCUGCUCUUUCUUACUCGAUCUCCUUCCGAUUCUCUGGGAAAAAUCAACCGCAAAUUCUCUCCGGACUUCGGAUCUAACAAGUAUGCCGUCAUCUUUGAUGCCGGCAGUUCCGGCAGCAGAGUUCACGUCUUCUGUUUUGAUAAGAACCUUGAUCUCGUUCCCAUUGGCAAUGGUCUCGAGGUUUUUGAACAGUUAAAACCGGGCCUGAGUGCUUUCCCAACUGAUCCUGAGGCUGCUGCAAACUCCAUCAAGCCACUUCUCGAAAAGGCAGAGGCUGUAGUUCCUCAACAUGUUCAGAGCAAAACACCAGUCAGAGUUGGAGCAACUGCAGGCUUGAGGCAAUUAGAAGGUGAUGCCCCUGAUAGGAUUCUGCAAGCAGUAAGAGAUUUUCUGAAGAGCAAAAGCAGCUUCAAGUUAGAAUCCGAUUGGGUCACUGUCCUGGAUGGAAGUCAGGAAGGUGCUUAUGAGUGGGUGACUAUUAACUAUCUCUUAGGCAAUUUGGGUGAAGAGUAUUCUAAAACUGUCGGUGUAGUUGAUCUUGGUGGUGGAUCUGUACAAAUGGCUUAUGCUGUAUCAGAGUCCGAUGCUCAGAAGGCACCAAAAUUGUCAGAUGCAGAGGAUAAAUACGUGCAGGAGAUGUAUCUUAAAGGAAGGAAAUAUUACCUUUAUGUGCACAGUUAUUUGCACUAUGGAUUGCUAGCAGCUCGAGCUGAGAUCUUGAAGGUCACAGAAAACUCGGGCAAUCCUUGCAUCUUGGCAGGAUAUGAUGGGUCUUAUAAAUAUGGAGGAGAAGUUUACUCUGCAUCGCCUUUGCCCUAUGGUUCAAACAUGAGGAGUUGCAGGGACAUAUCUAUUAAGGCUCUUAAAGUCAAUGAAUCAAUAUGCACAAAUAUGAAAUGCACUUUCGGUGGAGUGUGGAAUGGAGGCGGAGGCGAUGGUCAGAAGAAUCUCUUUGUUGCUUCAUUCUUCUUUGAUAGAGCUGCAGAGGCUGGCUUCAUUAAUGGAAGUUUGCCUGUUGCUAAAGUUCGUCCGGCUGAUUUUGAAAGUGCUGCUAAAGCUGCUUGUGAAACUGGUCUUGAGGACGCCAAAUCUAAAUAUCCAAAUGUUGGUGAGGACAACUUGCCAUACCUGUGUAUGGAUCUUGUUUAUCAGUUCACAUUGCUUGUAGAUGGCUUUGGGCUCAACCCUCAGCAAGAGAUCACUUUGGUAAAAAAAGUGAAAUAUCAGAACUCACUUGUUGAGGCAGCUUGGCCAUUAGGAAGUGCCAUUGAAGUUGUAUCAUAAUAAGUGAACAAACUGGUGCCCAAAAAGCUCGAUUUGUCGUAAGCUAUUUCCCGCUCAUUUUUCUUGAAGAAUAUCUAUUCCCCAUUUGAACUGGAAGGUGAGAUUACAGAAAAAGCAUUUUUUCCCCCAUUUUCUAUAUUUUUAUUUGUUGGAUUGGAGGCAAUAGAUGGAAUCUGAGAGCCUUUUUGUUGUUCUAGUUUGUGAUACAGGAAAACUUUAUAUAAAAUUGUAUGAGUUCUGUUUUCUCUUGUAAAGCCAGAGAGAGAUCCCUGCCACUUUUGAACACUAUAUAUACCUCAAACUUUAUUCUUUGAAACUCUUUGGGUCG